AUGGCCCAGUUCAACAUCACCCUCAAGAAGGACGCUCCCAAGGAGGAGCUUGAGGCCGCAAAGAAGAAGGUCACCGACCAGGGCGGCAAGAUCAUCAACGAGUUUACUCUCAUCAAGGGUUUCACCGCCGAGAUCCCAGACGACGUCGUGUCGACUCUCGAGUCCAACGAGCAUGUUACUGUAGAAAAGGACGCCGAGGUCCGUACGCAAUAG
Bipolaris zeicola 26-R-13 is the source of this 213-nucleotide messenger RNA. RefSeq lists its product as uncharacterized. NCBI's taxonomy places the organism in Eukaryota, Fungi, Ascomycota, Dothideomycetes, Pleosporales, Pleosporaceae. The record is from RefSeq and is a predicted model, not a curated record. Bases 1 to 213 code for a protein of 70 amino acids. Gene Ontology annotation, biological process: vacuole fusion, non-autophagic. Gene Ontology annotation, molecular function: endopeptidase inhibitor activity. The transcript has 3 exons.